Messenger RNA from Paramisgurnus dabryanus, 859 nucleotides. The record is from RefSeq and is a predicted model, not a curated record. Lineage: Eukaryota; Metazoa; Chordata; Actinopteri; Cypriniformes; Cobitidae.
UGCCGUUCUGAAAGCGUCCAUAGCACCCACAGAGAUGUUGGCAACGAAAAGCUAACCAGAUCAAACUCACUGAAGCAAAGGACAUUUGGCUUUUAUUUAAAUGUUUUCCGUUUAUUAAUGAUGUGAAGAUGACCUCAAAUAAUCCAUCAGUUUUUCUUCUCAUGGUUAACGGGCAAAUCGAAGCAGCUAAUUUUCCAGAAUAUGAUGACCUGUACUGCAAGUAUUGUUUUGUGUAUGGACACGAUUGGGCGCCUACGUCAGGGUUAGAAGAAGGAAUAUCUCAAAUAACAUCAAAGGGAAGUGGAUCUCAGAAUCUGGUGUGGAAUUUCCCAUUGGACAUCACGUUUAAAAGCACCAAUCCAUUUGGCUGGCCUCAAAUUGUAGUUAGUGUGUAUGGCCCGGAUACCUUUGGGAAUGACGUUGUCCGGGGAUAUGGAGCUGUGCACAUCCCCUUUACUCCUGGAAAACACACCAAAACCAUUCCCAUGUUUGUUCCCGAGUCCACAUCAAGACUGCAGAAGUUCACAAGCUGGCUGAUGGGAAGGCGUCCAGAGUUCACCGAUCCCAAAGUUGUUGCCCAGGGAGAGGGAAGAGAAGUUACAAGGGUGCGCUCGCAAGGUUUCGUGACACUGCAGUUCAACAUUGUUACAAAGGACAUGAAGAAGCUGGGUUACGACACUACUUCAGAGCAUACACCCGCUCCAGGACCGACACGAACAGAGCAGACGUAUGGAACGUAAUCUCAACAGCAGAAAAAAUGCUUUGUUUUAUGUAGUUUUGCACCUUUUUGUAUUUAUAGAUGUUUUGCAAGUUUUAAUAAACUGGUGACUUUAUUUUUAAAAACCCAUAAGUUAACAUG